CCUCGCUGUGUUUCCUCUCAGUGUUUUUGUGGCUCCGCAGUUUCAGCAGCAGCAGCAGCGUCCUGACCUCCCUGAAGAAGUUUCAACUGUCGACGUUUAAAGACCUCCGAACAACCAGCAACUGGAUUACAGCUGUUGAAACGGAGUGAAUCCGGCUGAAGGGGUUCACACUGCGAACCAACACGAACUGGUUCGGCUUCACUUCAGGAGCUAUUCGAGGAACUUUACCAAAGAGAAAUAAAACAACAACAAAAAAACGUUGGAAACUGGAGGUAGAGUGGAUUAAUGAGGAUAACAGAAGUGGAACUAUGAGUAAACUUGUUGAUGUUGAGACGAGCUUAAAGUGACCCCAGAACUUGUAACAGGAUUUAGUCUUUCUUCAUGACGUCCGGAGAGACCGAAGAAACAUGUGGAGGACAAAUGAAGUCCGAGCGGGGAACUGGGGGAGGAAGAGGAGGAGGAAGAGAAGGGAACAUGAAGUUAUCUUGGUCUUUCACCACCCUCAGCACUAUCGCUGUCCAGGCCGGCCAGUCGCAGAUUGUCGUCUCCGUUCUCGAGAGCGGGUCUGUGGUCCACCUCCAGCUGGUCCAGGUCCAUCCAGGCCUCUGUGAGAUCGGAUCGAACCACGAAGAAAACCGGACACUGGUCCAGGAACAGCAGCAGCUGAUGGAGAAACUCAAGAAACAUGAGAAGGAAGUGCUGUCUGUGGUGGAAAAGAGCCGACAGACAGAGCUGAGGAGGAGGAGGGAUGAAGGGAUGAUGGUGGAGCAGAAGAGGAACAAGAAACAGGAGGAAGAGGAGGAAGUGUACAAGGCCAUGGCAGCAUCUCUGAAGGAGGGAUGGUUGUUGCUUCUCCGCCUGCUCGAGAAACGACAGGAAGUCCUGAUGCUGGCUUCAGACUUUUACCGCCGAGCACUGGAGUUUGCUGUCAGUAUCGACGGAGUUGAGGAUCUACGGAUCAGACCAGACAGGCUGACUGAAGGGCAGCUCACAUACGACUCUAUGAGGAGAGAUCUUCUGGGGAAAUCCCUGCAGGUUUUAACCAGCAGCAACGUUUUUCUACAGAAACUGAGGCAGCUGCAGAAGAUCGAGGCCCUCCAGAGGAGAGGAGGAGUACUGCAGGACAACGAGGAGGAGGAGGAGGUGGAGGAGAGUUCCCGGGGCAGCAGGGGGAUGGCGUUGAGGCUGGAGGAGCUGCUGGAGACGCUGCAGGAUCGGAGGAGGAGGGCGGACCAGGCCGUCAGGCUGCAGCUCCAGCAGGCGGAGAACGGCAUCAUGGUCCGCGAGAAAGAACAGGAGUCCACACAGAGCGGUUCUGAAGACUGGAGUCUCACAGUUGACAAGAUCCCAGACCUGCAGUUUGGAUCCACAUCAGCAGAGAGCACAGACCGUUUCUGUCCUCUUCUGUUCUGGAAUCUGGUUGGUCUGUCUCUCCUGCUGAUGUGGACAAACGCAGUCGGGAUCUUGUCACUUGAGACUGCAAGAUCAGACCUAGAACCUUCAGAUGUGAAGACCGGGUCGGAGGAGGAGACUAAAGAUCUGCAAUCUGGAUCCAAAUCAGAUUUGCAGCCUGGUUUCGGAUUAGAGUUUAAGCCUCGAGCUAGAGCAGAAGAGACCAGAAACCUGCAGUCUGGAUUCAAAUUAAACCUGAACCCUGAGUCCAGAUCAGACCUCAAGUCAGAUUCUAAAUCAGAGGGGACCAGAGAUCUUCAGCCUGGAUCAGGGUCAAAUCUAAAACAUUCAGAUGUGAAGCCUGGAUCUAGAGUAGACAAGACCAGAAACCUGCAGUCUGGGUCCACAUCAGCAGAGACAGACAUGAAGCCAGAUUUCAGAACAAAAGAGACCAGAGACCUGCAGCCUGGAUCCAGGUCAGAUGUAAAGCCUACAUCUAAACCAGUGGAGACCAGAAACUUGCCAUCCGGAUUAAAGUUAAACCUGAAGCCUGAAUCCAGAUUAGACCUUGAGUCAGAUUCUAAAUCAGAAGAGAUCAGAAACCUUCAGCCUGGAUCCAGAUUAGACCACAUGCCUGGAUCUGGAUUAAAUGUAAAGCCUGAAUCUAGAUCAGAGCCAAGCAGAGAGCUGGUCAUUGGAUCCAGAUUAGAAGAGACCAGAAACCUGCAGUCUCGAUUCAAAUUUAACGUGAAGCCUGAGUCCAGAUCAGAGAAGACUAGAGAUCUGCUGCCUGGAUCCAGAUCAGAUGUAAAACCCGAAGCUAGACCAGAGCAAACCAGUGACACAGAGCCUGGUUCUAGAUCAGACCUAGAACCUUCAGAUGUGAAUCCUGGGUCCAGAUCAGAGCAGACUAGAGAUCUGCAGCCUAGAUCAGGUUCAGAUCUAAAACCUUCAGAUGUGAAUCCUGGAUCUAGAGUAGAUAAGACCAGAAUCCUGCAGUCUGGAUCCACAUCAGCGGAGAUGGACAUGAAGCCAGAAUCCAGAAAAAAAGAGACCAGAGACAUGCAGUCUAGAUCCAGGUCAGAUGUAAAGCCUGGAUCUAGACCAGAGGAGACCAGAAACCUACAGUCUAGGUUCAAAUUAAACCUGAAGCCUGAGUCCAGAUCAGAACAGCCAACUGGAUCUGGAUUAGAUGUAAAGCCUGAAACUAGAUCAGAGCAAACCAGAGACAUGGCCGAUGGAUCCAGAUCAGAGGAGACUAGACAUCUGCAGCCUGGAUCUAGAUUAGAGCUAAAGCCUGGAUCUAGACUAGAUGAGACAAGAGACCUGAGUUCUGGAUCCACAUCAGAGAGUGCAGACCUGAAGUCAGAUUCUAGAAUAAAAGAGACCAGAGACCUCCAGCCUGGAUCCAGGUCAGAUUUAAAACCCGGGUCCAGAUCAGAGGAGACUACAGAUCUGCAACCUGGUUUCAGAUUAGAGUUUAAGGCUGGAUCCAGAUUAGAGGAGACCAGAAACCUGCAAUCUGGAUUCAAAUCAAACCUAACGCCAGAUUCCAGUUCAAAAGAGAUCAGAGACCUGCAGCCUGGAUCCAGAUUAGACCAGACGCCAGGAUCUGGAUUAGAUGUAAAGCCUGAAUCUAGAUCAGAGCCAACCAGAGACAUGGCCCAUGGAUCCAGAGCAGAGGAGACCAGAAACCUGCAGGCUGGAUUCAAAUUAAACCUGAAGCCUGAGUCCAGAUCAGACCUCAAGUCAGAUUCAAAAUCAGAAGAGACCAGAGACUUUCAGCCUGGAUCCAGGUCAGAUCUAAAACCUUUAGAUGUGAAGCCUGGAUCUAGAGAAGAUGAGACCAGAAACCUGCAGUCUGGAUUCAAAUUAAACCUAACGCCAGAUUCCAGAUCAGAACUAGAACUUUUAGAUGUAAAGCCCGGGUCCAGAUCAGACCUUCAGCCUGGAUCGAGAUCAAAUGAGCAGCCAGGAUCUGGAUUAGAUGUAAAGCCUAAAUCUAGAUCAGAGCCAACCACAGAUGCGGCCCCUGGAUCCAGAUCAAAGGAGAUCAGAAACUUCGAGUCAGGAUCCAGAUCAGAUGCAAAGCCUGGAUCCAGAUCAGAGACCAGAAAGCUGCAACUUGAAUCAACUCUAGAUGUGCAGAGCGUGCUGGGAAACGAGACUGAAACUGACCACGCCCACCAAGCCCUCCUGACCAAUCAGAGGCAACAGCUGCUGUCGUCAUGCCAACACCUCGUAGACAAGCUGGAUCAGAUCAGAGGUCUGCACCCAGAACCCAGCAGACAGCUGUCUCCUCUGAAGGCCCUGACAGAGCAGCUGAAGAGGGGCAGCUCGGGAAGAACCGGCCCUGCUUCGCCCGGUCCGCCUGCCGCCGACCCAGCUGGUUCACUGAGUCCGGAGCUCGCUGAUCGAGUUGAUCUGGUCUUGAAGGAGCUGCAGAGUCUGAACCGGAAGAUCGACUCAAACCUGCAGCUUCUGCGACCAUACGUCACUUUCCUCCGGACGGCACAGCAGGGGUGGGAGCGGGAGGUGAUGGAAGAUGUAAGAGGAUCAUUACAAAAUCGCCAGAGGAAGAGGGAGAAGCAGAAGGAGGGGAAGCUGCGUAGGGACACCACCGCUCAAGAAGGCCAGGACGGGACGGCUGCGGCAGGCGAAACUCUGACAGAGGUGUCGGGAGCAGGGUUAAACCGGCAGUCUGUGGUGUCUGUGGUGCAGCAGACGAUGGAGCGACUCAGCACAACCAAACAGGAAGUGAACGAGCUGCAGGGUCAGCAGCAAAUCCAGAUCCAGCAGCAGCAGGAGUACUGCAGGAAAUCCCAGGAGAGACUGCUCAAGACCCUGCAGGACUUGAAUUGUGUCUCUGAGCUGCUGGACUCCUGCACUCUGAUGGAUCUGGGUUCGGACCUACAGACCUCCAGGCUCCUGGAGCACUUCAGCCAGGCCAGACCACAUUUUAGUCAACUAGACACUGAGGUGGAGCACUUGGAGAAGAGCUGGGAGACUCUGAGAGGAGUCCAGGACAGACUGGAGGUGGAGGAGUUGAAGGGAAGACCAGUGACGGAGGAGGAUCUGGCAGAGCUGCUGAAGCUCCAGAAGAGGGUGAAGAACAAGAUCCAACAAAGCGAAUCGAUCCUGGACCUGAGCAGCAGCUUCCACCUCACAUCCAAACAGCUGGAGGCGCUGCUCCAGUCGGACCUCACAAGCCCUUCGACUGGUUCAACUGGUUCGACUGGUUUAUGUGGAUCCAGUGAGGCUGAGCUGAGUCGGCACAGAGAGGAACAGCAGAUGAUCCAGAGUCUGUUUAAAACGGCUGCAACACUGAAGACCGACAUCUGCACCGCCGUCAGCCACAGUGGUUGGACGUGUUUCAGAGUGGAGCAGCUGGAGGCUCGUCUCGUCUCUCUGGACUCUCUCUGCGUCUCGUGGCUGAAUGAAGCAGCUCGACGUGAGGAGAAGCUCCGCAGAGAGCAGCUCACCUGUCGACUCAACGGUGACAUCAACCAGGUUUGUGUCCACACUGCGUCGACUUCUGAGUCACCUGAAGGGAAUAUACAUUUACUUCUGGAAGAUGAUGAGGUUUUUUCUUUCGAAAACAUGACUCGUUGCUGUGGACUGGUUCUAUUUGUGUUCGUUGGUGGAUUGGUAUUCUCACCGCAGACAUUCAGGCUCCGUGACUCUUUUAAGGAGCUGAAGAAACGCUUCAGCAACCUGAAGUUUAACUACCUGAAGAGAAAUGACAGGACCAGGAACACGAAGGCCGUCAGGAACCAGCUGCAGCAGGUGGAGCUGUAUGAGGAGAAGCUGCAGGCACUCAGGAAACGUCUGCAGGGUGUGACGGGCCGGCUGGGGUCGGAGGUCAAGGACGGGGGCAUGGCCCGGGAGGCAGAGGACGCCAUCAACGAGCUGCAGAGGCAGAUGGGAGAUUUCGAGCGAAGUGUCAGCGACCACCAGAAAACACUGGAGAUGACCCGCAGACUGCAGCAGGCCAUGGAGGAGUAUCAGUUCUGGUGCGAAGAGGCGAGUGCGACCAUCGCUCGCGUCGGGAAGUUUUCCUCUGAGUGUCGCAGCACAGAGGCCGUCUCUGUUCUCUACCGACAGUUUGAGAAGUUCGUCUGGCCGACGGUUCCUCAGCAGGAGGAGAGGAUCAGUCAGAUUGCUGAGCUGGCUGUCAGACUGCACGGGGUGGAGGAGGGGCAGCGGUACAUUGAAAAGACGGUCAGUAAACACUCAGAGAUGGUGGAGUCCAUCAGAGAGCUGAGUGACGGACUACUGAAGUUAGAGGCCAAACUGAAGAUGGAGAAUCUGAAAAAGCAGCAGAACGACAGAGAGAAGGAGGUCAAGGAAGAGGAAGAGACGGAGCGAGGGAGAGAGAAUGAGACAGAAGAGAAAGACAAAGACAAUGAGAAGAAGUUGAAGGAAAACAGAAAGUUGAAAAAGAAGGAACAGACAGAUAACCGCAGCAGUCAGGAGGCGGCUGACAUGUACGAGCUGAAGGAGACAGGCCACACCCCGGAACUGACCGCCGAGCAUGAUGGGAAGGAGGUCCCAGUGAAGAGGCAGACAGCAGCCAAUAGGAAGCCUCCGUUACAGAAGAGCCGCAGUCAGGACGCAGACAGACAGACGGUCGUCUCAGAGAGCAGCCACAGACAGUUGUACAGCUCCACUCACACCGUCAGCCUCUCCUGCUCCCCGGUGGAGGCCAACCGACGGAUCCGCGCCAUACACAGCCAAAUCCAACCCGCCGCCACUGAGCCUCAGGCCACGCCCCCUCCCUCUUCUGUGAUUGGCCCAUUGUUCUCUGACAUUCAGAAGGAGUUUCAGAGGAAGGAGACGCGAGACAUCUGUGGUUUAAACAUGACGCCGCCUCAGGAUGCAUCAGCAGGAGGUCUGUCGGAGGCGGAGCUCCAGGAACAGGAAGUGUUGACUGAGGAUUCUCUCUCCAACGAUGAAUACGACUGUGCGUCACCUGACGACAUUUCCCUGCCGCCGCUGGCAGAGACACCAGAGUCCAACAUGAUGCAGUCAGACGUUGAGGAGAGCUUCUGUUUCAGUUCCCACAGCGUCCACAUCAACCAGUACAGCCACCAGUGCCGUGCCCAGUCAGACCACAGUGGGACUAGUACUGGUGCAGUCCGACAGCAGAGAGAGUCCAGACAAACAGAGAGUUGUCCAACUCCUCCCACCAGCCUUCACAGCAGCACCAGGUUCAGGUCAGAUUCCAGUUCAUUUGUCCAGAGUCCGUUGACAGUUCCUGCUCCAAGCCUGCUCACCACCACUCUGUGCAGCAUCCUAAAAACUGCAGAGACCAACACUACCAACAUCCCCCAGAGUGUUGACCUCUCCCUGGGUGGCUCUGAACUGAGCUUCCCAACUGGAUCUAACCCAGCCUGCAAGAACAUCACUCCAGAUAGUUCUUCCAACAAGGAGAUUGAUGUCCCUGAGAAAAUGAGUCCGUCCACUCAGUAUAACCAGCCUCAGAAGACAGGCAACCAGAGUAAGAUCACCCAAAAGGUUGCAUCCAAUGGUGAGACCUUGCCUCAGACAGAUCCCACUCCCCAGUCUGCAGAGCUCAAUCACAACCCCUCCUUACCCCAGUUCAGCUAUUCUCCUCAGCCCUCAGGUCCAGAGCAGGAUCUCCACAAGAACAAGACCCCUCUACAGGACACCAUGUUCCCUGACUCUGAGAUUGGACUCCACCAGGACAUCAAUUGCUCCCAGACUAGGAAGGAAACGCCCCGAGUCUCCAAACCUCAAACAACCAGUCUCACCAACACUAGCACCAGUACAAUUACCCAGCAGACCAUUUACCUCCAGUCCUCCCCUUCAAACAGUCAUUGUAUCUUGACACAGGCUAGUAGCAGCAGUUCACCCCAAGAAAGCCCUUUAUCCCAGAGUGAAACCCUACCAAAGAUUGAUCCAGCCCCCCAGGCUCAGAGCUCCUGCCUCACAGAGUCUGUUCUCCACAAAGACAGAACCCAAGACACUGGGUUCCUCAAAUCAUGUGCAACUUGUUCACAAACCAGCACAGCCACCUCUCAAGAGAACAAUCUUCCACAGGCUUACCCGGAUUCCAGGAGUGGCCUUGAUCAGGAUGUACCUUCCUCCCAAACCUGCCAAGAAACACCAUCCAGGCCCCAAAGCAGCAACCUAACCACAGCUACUACUCCAAAGAACAUUUACUGUCAGUCCUCCCCUCCAAACAGUUACUACAACGUGCCACAGGCGAGCAGCAAUCUCAGGUCACAGCAAGGAAUCCCCUUCUCCCAGGGUAAUGGAGGUCUACCUGAGGUCCAUGCCCCCAUUCUUCCAGACAGCUUCAGCAACAUCAGUUUAUCCAGCAGUACCAUCAGUAAUAGAUUGAGCAACAAGCAGAGCCACCAGACAGUCUACUCCCAUCACGAGUCCUCGACCUCCACCUGUACCCAGAAGUGUGUGCAUGACCCUGAAUCCCAAGCUUUGGCUCAGCAGGCUAAUCUGCAUGUCACCCCCCUUUCCUCUCCACUUCAUCUACUAACUCCAGACCAAGACCCAAACAUUUGUCAGCCCGUGGCCAUCCGCGAGGAGAUCAGGCUUACUCCUCAGAUCCAAGGGCCUCCCCUUCCUGCUCCUCCUCCUCCUCCCCAGGCCCAGGCAGAGUCUCUUCCCCAGGGAAAAGCCUCUAAACCUGGCCCUCCCUGCUUCACCAGACCCCUGUCUAGAGCUACCGUUAUGGAGGGCUCUCCAGUGACGCUAGAGGUGGAGGUGACGGGACACGCAGAGCCCACGCUCACCUGGUUUAAAGAUGGAGAGGUGUCAGCCACCGGCCCAGGCCGAGGGCUGACCUGCGCGCACAGGGAACACUUCCUGUAUGCAUCGGACUCUGAUGGCGGGUUCCACGAGGCCCUGGCUGCCAACCAUCAGGAUGAGCGGCGGGCAGAAGAUAACGGCGGCGGAGAUAAGUGGCUGGUGGCCGAAGUGUUUGACAUCAUCAGUGCGGACUGGCAGACCUGGUUUGGUACACUGUGUGUUCUGCUGUGGCUGCUCUACCUGAUAGUACUCUGAUUACUCUUUUUCCACUACAGGAACUUAACCUGUAACCUUCGUUUAGGAUAUAAAUCUUUAAACGCACUAAAGUGGUUAUGAAAUCAGUUUAAUACUGAUGUCUCUGUAUGAACCACAUAAACAAAACCAUCAGACAGAAGAUAUUUAUAGUUAUUCUUAAUGUCUGACACCGGGUCGGAUUUCCCUUAAAAUCAAUGAAACUAGGAGGUAGACACUACCACUGUUGUCCACAGGGGGCGCCAUCAUAACAUAAUGGCAGUUCCUUGUAGGGGCUUUAAAAAGGCAACACAUAGACAAAUUUUGUCUAUUUUUGUCACUGUUUGGUAGUAGAGCAGUUUCAGUCUGACAGAAAGGAUCAGACAGUGAAGGAGAGCGACUCCAGACCCGUUCCCUCCAGAACCGUUCCCUCCAGACCAGUUCCCUCCAGACCAGUUCCUCCAG
Morone saxatilis (striped sea-bass) is the source of this 8880-nucleotide messenger RNA. RefSeq names its product coiled-coil domain containing 141 (gene ccdc141). Bases 382 to 8439 code for a protein of 2685 amino acids. The transcript is spliced from 27 exons. The record is from RefSeq and is a predicted model, not a curated record. NCBI's taxonomy places the organism in Eukaryota, Metazoa, Chordata, Actinopteri, Moronidae.